Molecule: messenger RNA, 602 nt
Organism: Punctularia strigosozonata HHB-11173 SS5
Lineage: Eukaryota; Fungi; Basidiomycota; Agaricomycetes; Corticiales; Punctulariaceae
Exons: 2
Source: RefSeq, a predicted model, not a curated record
AUGGCGUAUCGCCCGCCGAACGAGAACGACAGACCGCCUGGCGCGUCCCUCAGACACGCCAACACCGUCGCCGGCCUCGGCGGGAAGCAGAAAGGACCUGGCUCGCUCAGAAGGAUGCGUGCCAAAGCUUCCUCGCCGGCUUUGAACCUGCGUCUGGACGCCGCCGCCAGCAUGCUCGUCGCCGCAGCUGCCUCCACCCAUGUGCCCACGCCCGUCACAGCGAUGACCCCCAAGACGUCUCCACCGCCUACAGCAGUGGGCACGCCGUACGGCCACCCUGCGCCCUCGCCUCUCGCUCAUGCGUACCACCACGUUCACGACCCCGACCGCGAUACCUCGGACGCGGACUCACUACGCACAUCGUACGGGUUCGGACCCAGCCCCAGCGCGAGCUGCGCCAGCCUGACGUCGCUCACCACAUCCGCCUCCUCGCACUACUCUCAAUCGCAAUCUCCCUUGCAUACCCGCUCCUUUGUCGUCAAGAAGCCACUGCCGCCCACGCCAACCUCGGCGCCACCGCUCGCCGUGCCCUCCUCGCCUUCGUCAACGUCCCUCGUCUCCGUCUUCCGCACGGCAUCUCUCAACCGCUUCCGGCGGAGCAA